Messenger RNA from Fusarium poae, 828 nucleotides. RefSeq lists its product as uncharacterized. The transcript has a single exon. NCBI's taxonomy places the organism in Eukaryota, Fungi, Ascomycota, Sordariomycetes, Hypocreales, Nectriaceae. The coding region runs from base 1 to 828 and encodes 275 amino acids. The record is from RefSeq and is a predicted model, not a curated record.
AUGGCCACUGAAAUGAGGCCGCUCUACAAGAAAGCGCUCGUCAUUGGGGCGACCUCGGGCAUUGGAGCAGCUCUAGCAUCAAAGCUCAUUGAGAACGGUACCAAGGUUGUCGUUGUGGGUCGUCGACGGAAGCGUCUACAGGCCUUCAUCGAAACACACGGCUCAGGCGUCUCAAGUGCCAUCACUUUCGAUAUCACAAACCUGUCUGGUAUCAAGAGCUUUGCUCAAUCUGUUAUCAAGUCAAAUCCAGACCUUGACUGUGUUGUACUUUGCUCAGGUAUACAACGUGGCUUUGACUUUACUCAACCUGAGACAGUAGACCUUUCACUGCUGGGAGUCGAGCUAACAACAAACUACACUUCGGUUGUUCAUCUCACAGCAGCGUUUUUACCCCAUCUCAAGAAGGAGCCCCAUGGAAACCUUGUUUAUAUCAAUGCGGGGGCAGGAUUGAUUCCAGCCAUGAGCCGGACACCAAAUUACAACGCUUCUAAAGCCGCUCUUCACGCCUUUGUUAUGGGUAUACGAUGUCAGCUACGCGAUGCCGGAUGUCCUCUGCAUAUUGUAGAGGUGUUUCCUCCUGCGGUGCAAACCGAACUGCAUAACGAAGAACAUCAGCCAGACAUUGUAAACGGGAAUGAGAUAGGCAUGCCGCUGGAAGAAUUCAUCAAUACGAUGUAUGACGAGUUGGUCAAGGGUAGCGACCAAUUCGCGGUCGGAUUUGGAACGGAGCUAUUUAAAGAAGGGGGUUGGGAAUUCCAGCGAGGAAAAAUGUGUGAUGAAGUAAGAAGUGUUUUGAACGUGGCGUUGCUGGAUUAUCUACGUCAUUAA